This is a messenger RNA of Lucilia cuprina (Australian sheep blowfly), 3292 nucleotides long. It is a transcript of the gene Orp8, whose product is annotated as oxysterol-binding protein-related protein 8. Gene Ontology annotation, molecular function: cholesterol binding. Lineage: Eukaryota; Metazoa; Arthropoda; Insecta; Diptera; Calliphoridae. The record is from RefSeq and is a predicted model, not a curated record. The coding region runs from base 232 to 3177 and encodes 981 amino acids. The transcript is spliced from 12 exons. Gene Ontology annotation, cellular component: membrane; intracellular membrane-bounded organelle; cytosol.
GUCAUAUAACUAACUACAAUACAUACAUACGGGUUAAAUUAAAUAAAACAAUAAAAAAUCAUAAAGAAAAGGACAAAUGAUAUAUACAUAUGUAUAUUACCAAAUAAGUACAUACUAAGUUGAAAAAAUAUAACGUACAAUCAAUUCUUUGGUAAAUAAAUUUCAAAUAUUUACAAAGUCAAUCGUAACGACAACACAAAAGUAAAAAAACUCCUCCUCAUCAAUUUUUCAAUGGCUCAGAGUUCUGUAAACAGCAGCAGUGGAACAACAGCAGGUGGUGGUGCUGGUGGCAGCUCAAUUUCAAUGAAAUCUGGUUCGCAUAGUAAUCUAACUGUUACUGGCAGUAGUACAAGUACACCUAUACGUAUUGCUAGUUAUCAUGGUCAUGUUUCCUCGUCAACGGGUAACGACUCACCGACACCAUCAUCGACGGCUAGUUUAAUGCAACAACAAAGUCCACAGUAUCAACAAUCAAGUAGUGUGCCAUCGUCAGCUGGUGGCGUUGGUGGUGGUAGUGGCAGUGUCGUUGGUCAAUUGGGUCAAAGUUCAGCUUCAUUAAAUAUGGGCAUUUCGACACAGCAGCAACAACAAUCAGCAUCAACAAAUGCCAUGAGUACAAGUAUAACACCACCAAAUAGCGCUGGUUUACGUCAAUCGGGUGCUUUUGAAUUCAAAUUUAUGAGACGUACAUCUUUAAAAGUUCUUAUGCCAAAAUUAUCAUCCCAAGAUAGUUUAAACAACAGUCCAGAUCCAUCAUCACCAGGCAUUGCCAAUUGGGCAAGCGAUAGUCGGGACAAAUACGAUGGCAAUCAAACAGAUAAGACAUCAACAGACACAUCUAAACUUAAUCGUAAAGAAUCCUAUAAAGCGCAACGUAAAAACUAUAGGCGUGAAAAGAAACGUGUUGCAUCUGAACUGUUAAAUUCAUUGCAAGAUCCGGCUGUGAUUGUAUUGGCAGAUUGGCUAAAGGUUCGCGGAACCCUAAAAUCAUGGACAAAACUAUGGUGUGUCUUAAAGCCGGGCUUAUUGCUAAUUUAUAAAAGUCCUAAGACCAAAAGUAGUCAUUGGGUGGGGACUAUACUGUUGACAUCAUGUCAAGUUAUUGAGAGGCCCAGUAAAAAGGAUGGCUUUUGUUUUAAACUAUUUCAUCCUUUGGAACAAUCCAUAUGGGCACCCAGAGGACCCGAUAAGGAAACUAUAGGCGCCGUAACACAACCUUUGCCAACUGCAUAUUUAAUAUUUAGGGCUCCAAGUCAAGCAGCUGGUAAAUGUUGGAUGGACGCCUUAGAGUUGUCAUUACGCUGUUCGGGUCUAUUGUUACGUUCCAAUUCAACACCAGGAACUAAUCAAGGUACUGGAACCGUGGAGGCUUCUAUAUCACAUGAAACACAAUGGUCCGAGGCUGAUUAUGAAAAACAUUUCGAUGAUCAAGAUCUUGAUGGCGAUAGUCAAAAUGAGGCUCCCACAGGUAUAAUGUCGGGCAUUGAUACGGAUUCUGAUUCGGAUGGCAAUGAUGUCAUUGGUGUCGAUAAUCAAUUGCAACAAAUUGACAAUGAAGAUCCCAUAGAGACGCCAUAUAUACCAAUGCCAGAGGAGGAAAUAAAUACGCAAAGUGGCGAACAAGUUGAAGAAUUGGCUGAAGAGAAUAAAAGUUUAAUAUGGUGUUUGGUUAAACAAGUCCGUCCAGGUAUGGAUUUGAGUAAAGUAGUUUUACCUACAUUCAUAUUGGAACCACGUUCAUUUCUGGACAAGCUCUCUGAUUCAUAUUAUCAUGCUGAUAUAUUGUCAAGAGCUGUUAAUGAAGAUGAUCCUUUUACACGCAUGAAACUCGUUGUACAAUGGUAUUUAUCGGGUUUCUAUAAGAAGCCUAAAGGUCUUAAGAAGCCCUACAAUCCCAUAUUGGGUGAAACGUUCCGUUGCUAUUGGGAACAUCCUAAUGGUAGUCGCACUUACUAUAUAGCCGAGCAGGUCUCGCAUCAUCCUCCGGUUUCGGCAUUUUACGUUACAAAUCGCCAAGAAGGUUUCUGCAUCAGUUGUUCCAUCUUGGCCAAGUCAAAAUUUUACGGCAAUAGCACUUCGGCGGUGCUAGAAGGUGUGGCUACGUUAACUCUCUUACCACGUGGAGAAAGUUAUACGUUAACUACACCUUAUGCCCAUUGUAAGGGUAUUCUCAUGGGUACGCUUUCCAUGGAAUUGGGUGGUAAAAUUAAUAUCGAUUGUGAGAAUACUGGUUACAAGACGGAGCUGGAAUUCAAGCUGAAACCUUUCUUGGGCGGUUCGGAUAGUACUAAUAUUAUUGCUGGCAAAAUAAAAUUGGGCAAGGAGACGUUGGCUACCAUUAGCGGCCAUUGGGAUGGUGAAAUGCGUAUUAAAGAUAGUAAAUCUGGUGAGGAUUCUGUAUUGUUUGCAGCCAAUCGUGAAACAAUGAAAAAACGUUUAUUACGUUAUGUUGUACCAAUUGAGUCUCAAUUGCCUAAUGAGUCCGAACGCUUAUGGAAUUUAGUGUCGGCUGCAAUUGCACGUGAUGAUCAAGUAGGUGCCACCGAAGAGAAAACCGUACUGGAAGAACAACAACGUAAUGCGGCUAAAGAGCGUAAGGCUACAUUUGCCGAAUGGGAACCGGCGCAUUUCCAACAAGAUUUAAUUACUGGAAAGUGGAUUUACAAAUACGCCGAUUUAAGACCCUGGGAUCCGCGCAACGAUGUUAAACAAUAUGAAUGGGAUUAUAAAGUACUAACUAAAACUAGACACCAAGCACCCAUGGUGCGCACUGCUAGCAUAGUGAGUGUGGAUCCAAGACAAUCAUCAAUGGUUCUUAUGAAGUCUAAACGUAAAAAUAAAUCCAAAGUACCACUGGUCAGUAAUGAUCCAAAUAAUUCAGAUUCUAGUCAAUCACACGAUGACUUCACUAUAUGCGAUCAACCAGUUUCAUCACAAACUAUAAGAAAACUUAUGUUAGCCGUUGAUCAGAUUAAUAAAUCUUUGGAUGAUCAUAAGAGACAAUUGUUGUUGAUUAAUUCAAAAUUGGAACGUUUGCAAUAUGCACCACAUAAUGCCAGUACACAAAGUCAUUCGUCGCUGUGGAGUGCCCUGCCCCAAUCGCUGGUGAUUAGAGCUUCAGCUUAUGCAUUUGCAGCAUUGUUAGUAAGCCUUUGCCUUAAGUGGCUUUUAUAUUAAUUAGUUAACAUGUGCAAAAAUAAUGAUAAUAAUAUAAUUCAUAACAUAAACAAAUUAACGUUUUCUAAGUCUAAACAAAAUAUAUAUACAUAUAUAAAAAAAUAUAAAACAAAUA